Molecule: messenger RNA, 1596 nt
Organism: Sycon ciliatum
Lineage: Eukaryota; Metazoa; Porifera; Calcarea; Leucosolenida; Sycettidae
Product: phosphopentomutase-like
Biological process (GO): carbohydrate metabolic process; purine ribonucleoside salvage
Cellular component (GO): nucleus
Molecular function (GO): phosphopentomutase activity; magnesium ion binding
Source: RefSeq, a predicted model, not a curated record
UACGAACAAUAGCAACAGUGCUGGUAUUGUUGUGCAAUACGACUUGAGAAAGUGCUAGAGGACUCUUCUUUACUUCUUCUACUUUUAGUUCUGUUCCGGCACAACUUCUGGUUGCACAUUGUUGCUUGAGUGGGUUUCUUUCCACUCUGCGUUCACCUGUUUUGAACUAAACCAAACCAAACAAGGCGUAAAUCUCAGUGCGUAGAUUUUCAACAUGGAUCUCCCGAUUGAUACGGGUGAUGCGUCAUUGGACGGCAAGAUAAGAGAGUGGCUGCAGUAUGAUGAGAAUCCGGUGACACGAGAUGAGAUCAUUCAGCUAGUCCAGGAGAAGAAUCAUGACAAGCUGAACGCUCUGCUCAUGAAACGACUGGCUUUCGGCACUGCUGGACUGCGUGCCCGGAUGGGAGCUGGCUAUGCUUGUAUGAAUGAUCUUGUCAUCAUUCAAACCACUCAGGGUUUACUGCGCUAUAUGCAAGUUGCCUUCUCUGAUGUUGACAAGGACGGUGUUGUUAUUGGUCAUGACGCACGCCACAACAGCAUGCGGUUUGCACACUUGGCAGCAGCAGUGUUCAUUAGUCAACAAAUUCCUGUCCGUCUGUUUUCAGAUAUCGUGCCAACGCCUUAUGUUGCGUUUGCUGUUCGUCGAUACGAGUGUGCAGCAGGCAUCAUGGUGACAGCAUCACAUAAUCCAAAACAAGAUAAUGGCUACAAGGUGUUCUGGAAUAAUGGAGCUCAGAUCAUUCCUCCACAAGACGAGAAGAUUGCAGGGAGUAUCUUGGAUAACUUGGCACCAUGGCCACACGUUUGGUCUGUAGGUGGUUUGGAGGGCAACACCUUGUGUUCAGACCCACUGGCUAGAAUCAGUCAGAUUUAUCAACAAAAGUUGGAAGCAGCAGCAUACCACAGAGUGCAAAAUGAGAACAGUGAGUUUCUUUUCACUUACACUCCGAUGCACGGUGUUGGGCAGAAGUUUGCAGCGGAUGCUUUCUCUACAUUUGGUUUGAAGCCGUUCGUGUCUGUCAAGGAGCAGGCCAAACCUGAUCCAGACUUCCCAACCGUGGAAUUCCCUAACCCAGAAGAGGGCAAGAGUGCUCUUAAUCUAGCCAUGGCCGCAGCAGAUGCCCGUGGUUCAACGGUGAUCUUGGCUAAUGAUCCCGAUGCCGAUCGUUUAGCUGUUGCCGAGAAGAAACCUGAUGGCUCUUGGCAUGUGUUCUCUGGCAAUGAGAUAGGCGCACUGUUUGCCUGGUGGUUGUGGGAGAACCAUCAACGUACACAUCCUGAUUUCGCAGCAAGCAAGGUGUGUAUGAUGUCCAGUACGGUAUCAUCCAAGAUCAUAGCUACCAUGGCCGAGCAGGAAGGUUUCCAUUUUGAUGAAACACUAACUGGUUUCAAGUGGAUGGGAAACCUCACAAAGCAACGGUCAGAGGAAGGCUACAAGGUUCUCUUCGCCUUUGAGGAAGCCAUAGGCUUCAUGGUUGGUUCAGAAGUUCUGGAUAAGGACGGUAUCAGUGCGCUGGCAGGUAUGGCUGAAAUGGCUGUACAUCUCAACACGCAAAAGAAAACACUCUCUCAACAGCUUACGGACAUCUAUCAGAA